GGCUUUGAACUCUCAAUACCCUGAUACUUCUGCACCACUGACUUUAGGUUUUUUUUUGUUUUGUUUUGUUUUUAAAAUUUGUAUUCAUUUAUCCAAAGUGAGCCUGAAUCCAGUCCAAAUGCAAGGAGAAUGUGAUGUGCAAGAUAAUGUAAGUAUGAAGGGAUUAAGUAAAGGUAAUAGUAGCAGGAUGGAGUAAAAGUAAUGUCACUUGUUUGAGGAUCAAUGUAUAUAAAACUAAUGCUAUCUGAUAGUUGUAGAAUAUCUCUCCAAUCCAGGUCAAAAACUUAUAGAGACAAGGGGUUAUAGAUGUCAAAGGAUCAAACUAAGUAAAAUAAAACUGAGACCUCUACAGAAAGUCUGAAUCAAUACAGUCAUGACACAGGCUUUUAUAUGGUCUUGAAACUGAGCCUGACUAGGGUGGGUUUACCCCUUCUUCCUUCGGAAACGACCUGUCAUUGCACCACAAUAAAUUUCUUCUUGUCAGAUGCUGUUUAUAAUUGUAGUGCAAGUCCAAUCAGUUCUUUUUUUUUUUAGAUGAACUAAUCAGCAUUAGCGCUUAAGCACAGGUGCAGACAUUUCUGACUAAUGCACUUUUGUGAACAUUGCUGUGACAUAAUCUUAUACAUCGGUUACAUAGGAGUUGAUUAAUGCAAUUAUUGAGUCCAACAUUCCCUACAUGAGCAUGCACUGGUUAAAUGCUGAUUUAAACACUCCUCUACCGGAAAAUACAGGACAUUUCUAACUCGGUACAUACUUGUAUCAUUUAUUUAAUUAGAAAAUACUCUAUAAUAACAGUGUGAAUAUUUUUUCCCCUGGAAAGUACAAACAGUAAGGGCCUAUGGUGGCUUCGUGGAUAGCACGUUUGCCUCACACCUCCAGGGUUCGGGGUUAAAUUCCUGCCACUUCUCUGUGUGUGUGUGUAUUUUGCAUGUUCUCCCCAUGUUGCCGGGGUUUUCUCCGGGUACUCCGGUUUCCUCCAGUCCAAAGACAUGCGUGGUAGGUUGAUUGACGUGCCCAAAGUGUCCAUAGUGUGUGAAUGUGUAUGUGAGUGUGCCCGGCGAUGUAUUGGCAUCCUACCUUGUGCCCCAUGCUCCCUGGGAUAGAAUCCAGGUUCCCUGCGACCCUGAAGGAUAAGCGGUAUAGACGAUGGAUGGAUGGAAGUACAAACAGUAUUUAUAAUAAGUGGUUUUGACAGUUUUUCUCCAUCCACCUCAUUUUAUAUACUUGGCUUGAAUAGAUUUUGGGACACACCAGCAGUUUCCUGUGAUUCACUGAUAAUUUAACUGACGUGUCACAUGACUGGAAACCCAACAAAUAAUUCUCAUAGUCUGCAUACUCUACUGAAGAAUAGUAUACAGCAAAAAAAAUUAGUAAAAGUUUGCCAUUUGGAACGCCUCCGCAAGGGGAUCUGAGUGAAAGUGGGCGAGGGCGCAUCAGAUGACAGUAUUGGGACGAGGCCGUGGUGCAUUCACUUUCCCUCACGGUGAGUUGAGGUUUAACAGCGGGGACUUGGUGGGCUGAGCGGGGGAUGCUGCUGCUGCUGCUUUCCUCUCAUCCUCUCUUGCUGCACGUCAAAGCGACUAUCAUAUGCAAGGACGGUUAUUUGCUUGCGAAGGCUCUAGGAAGACAUUUUUGACCGUACAGGAAAGUCUUGCUGUUUUCCGGAUGGAGGGGAGGUUUGGAGGCUUUCAGGAAGGACACCAUGUUUCCCUGUGUCUCCUCAUGGCCUUCUGCUGAAGCGACCGCCCCUCUCGACUAUGCCCCAUCCACUCCUGCAGCCCAGACACCUGAUCAAACGCUUCCGGACCUGCUGCGCGGGUGUGCCACACUCUCAGCCCCUCCCCUGAGCCCUUGUACCAUUGAAAUGGAGUCCCUUAUUGUGGUGACAGAGUAUGAGCCUAGUGGGGACAGGAUGGGCGACGUUGAGGAGGAGGAUCCAGAGGAAAUGGAUAGCUCAGAGACGCCUGAGCCAGCCUCAGCUCCACCUCCACCCUUCCAUGCUCCAUCCUGUGACCUUUUAUCACAUACAGCCUGCCGACCUGAGGCUCUCUUCCCAGUUGCGCAGGAACACCGUGGCAGGCUGAACCUCUCAGACAGGAAGCUGUCACUGCAGGAGCGCUCACAUACCCUUUCCUCACCCUGCGGCUCACCCGGCCUCAACGGGCGCUACAUCUAUCCCUCGCUGCCCUACUCGCCCAUCACCUCGCCCCACUCGUCCCCUCGCUUGCCUCGUCGACCCACUGUCGAGUCGCACAGAGUUUCCAUCACUGACCUGCAGGACUGCGUGCAGCUGAACCAGUACAAGCUGAAAGACGAGAUCGGAAAGGGAUCCUAUGGAGUUGUCAAACUGGCCUACAAUGAAGACGACAACACCUACUACGCGAUGAAGGUCCUGUCCAAGAAGCGUCUGAUGCGGCAGGCUGGUUUCCCACGAAGACCUCCUCCUCGAGGGGCCCGAUCUGCUCCCGAGGGUCCACUUCAGCCCAAAGGCCCCCUGGAACGGGUGUACCAGGAGAUCGCCAUCCUCAAGAAGCUCGACCAUCCUAAUGUGGUCAAGCUGGUGGAGGUGCUGGAUGACCCAAGUGAGGACCAUCUGUACAUGGUAUUUGAGCUGGUCAAGCGAGGCGCGGUGAUGGAGGUCCCCACUGAUAAACCCCUGAAUGAGGAGCAGGCUCGCUUCUACUUCCAGGACCUGCUCAGAGGAAUUGAGUACUUACACUAUCAGAAGAUCAUUCACCGUGAUAUUAAGCCAUCUAACCUGUUGGUUGGCGAGGAUGGACACAUUAAAAUCGCUGACUUUGGAGUCAGCAACCAGUUUGAGGGAGCCGACGCCCUGCUGACCAGCACGGUGGGAACGCCGGCAUUCCUCGCUCCAGAGACGCUCUCCGAGACCCGCAAGAACUUCUCGGGCAAGGCUCUGGAUGUUUGGGCCAUGGGGGUCACACUGUACUGCUUUGUCUUUGGCGUGUGUCCCUUCAUGGACGAGCGCAUACUGAGUCUUCACCAGAAGAUCAAAACUCAGCCCGUGGAGCUUCCCGAGCAUGCCGAUGUGUCUGAUGAUUUGAAGGACCUCCUUUUAAAGAUGCUGGAUAAAAAUCCUGAAAACAGAAUAACCAUACCACAGAUCAAGGUUCACCCUUGGGUGACACGGCAUGGGGCGGAGCCUCUUCCUCCUGAGGAUGACAACUGCUGCAGUCUGAUUGAGGUGACAGAGGAGGAGGUGGAGAACUCAGUGAAACAUAUCCCCAGUCUGGCCACAGUGAUCUUGGUGCGCACCAUGCUGCGUAAGCGCUCGUUUGGGAAUCCGUUCGACUGGAGCCGCAGGGAGGACCGCAGCCCCACUACACAGGGACAUGGCCUAACGAAACAAGAGAGUGGAGACGGCAUACGCAGUGUGGACUUGCCCUUCGUAGGCGAGGAUGAAGUGCUUUCCUGACGCCUCAUGCCUGACUAAAAGGGCUUAGUGUCUCACGCCCCCGGGAUGUGGAUGAUGGGGGAUUUGGAAUGGUUCCUGAGCGCCAUCGUGCACCUAGGACACGAGGACAGCGGCGUGUGGGGCGUUUCCCCUACAACAUGCAUGCAUUUGUACAGUUUUACAGCAGCAUGCGCUGUGUGUGUGUGUGUCAUCUCAGGACACACUCUUCCUUGCAUUUGUGAGUGUGUGUUUAUUUCCUCUCCUGUCCAGUGCAGAGGCUAUGCUUGCACUUUUACUAUAUGGAGUGAGAUCAUGCUAUUUCUUGAAGCACAUGGUGGAGGUGGUUCGAACGUGAUUGGCUGUUUCUCAACACAGGACAUGCAAAAACAACAACGACAACAAAAAAAACAACAACUCAUAAUUACUUGGUUAAUAGCUUCCAGUUAAAGCUUAAAGCUACCACAGGAGGUUAUUGCUAGCUAGCUGAUUUAGCUCAGCUGCGCCUCCUGAUGGUGGAAGUAUAAAGCAGACUUUCAUAUCAGUCAAUGUUGUUUACCAAAUCAGCAAGUCGUGUAACCCGUUUAAUAAAAUCAGCAUGUAGAUUGUG
Messenger RNA from Ictalurus furcatus (blue catfish), 4022 nucleotides. RefSeq names its product calcium/calmodulin-dependent protein kinase kinase 2. Lineage: Eukaryota; Metazoa; Chordata; Actinopteri; Siluriformes; Ictaluridae. The record is from RefSeq and is a predicted model, not a curated record. Gene Ontology annotation, biological process: protein phosphorylation; activation of protein kinase activity; CAMKK-AMPK signaling cascade. Gene Ontology annotation, molecular function: protein kinase activity; ATP binding. The transcript is spliced from 16 exons. Bases 1703 to 3436 code for a protein of 577 amino acids.